CUCCAGCCAAGCAGUCCGCGGUCGAGCAGCUCCAGUGCGCGCUCCUCGUCUCCGUUCCGCCCCACCCCCGCAGCAAGCAGCAGUAGCAGCCCCUCCCUCGACGUCCGCGUCGAGCCGAGCCCCCGCCACUGCUCCCCCGCCCCGAUUUCCCCGGUCGAUCGCGACCUCUGGCGACCAAAUUGAGCAACUCUGAGUUCGCUGACGCUUCGCCGAGUCCACUGGUUGUGGGAGUGGAGAGCAGCCCCGCGCCGAGCCUUCCGCCAGGAGUAAAGUUGCUGCAGACAGCAGAUCCGACGGUGACCGCCUCGACGAGCGAGCAGCGAAGUGGCGGCGCAGUCGACGGAUGGGAUAAGUUUGCUGGCCUAAGACCGACCGACACGCGACGACAGUGCCCUGCCUACUAGAGAAGAGAAGAGAGAAGAGAGCAAGUCCACCCUUCCUGCUUCUGCCCAACCGACCGACUAUCUACCCUUAAACUAUAUAGACUCGUGAUAGAGACACGAUGAUCGCGCCGACGAACAAGCCGACGAUGGUCAAGUGGGAGCACCUGUCCUUCGUGAUCAUGGACGCCCCCAACGACAGCAACCUGCACAUCUACCUCAAGGAGCUCAAGAAGCACAACGUCACGGACCUCGUGCGCGCCUGCGAGGUCACCUACAGCAGCGAGUCCGUGGAGGCCGCCGGCAUCCACGUGCACGAGCUCGAGUUCCCCGACGGCGAGUCGCCCGACCCGGAGAUCUUGGACCAGUGGCUCGACCUGGUGGAAGACUGCUUCAAGGACAACGCCAUCGACUCCAAGAACAACAAGUCCAUCGCGGUGCACUGCGUCGCAGGGCUGGGCCGAGCUCCCGUGCUGGUGGCUAUCGCGUUGAUCGAGUACGGGCUGGACCCCAUCAACGCCGUGGAGCACAUCCGCAAGUUCCGGCGUGGGGCCAUCAAUCUGCGCCAGCUCAAGUACCUGGAGAAGUACCAGCCGCGGCGUGGCAACAAGGCCAAGUGCACCAUCAUGUGAAGGGGCGAUGGGGGGAAAAGACGCCAGGCGCAGGCU
This is a messenger RNA of Phytophthora sojae, 1048 nucleotides long. RefSeq lists its product as hypothetical. NCBI's taxonomy places the organism in Eukaryota, Oomycota, Peronosporomycetes, Peronosporales, Peronosporaceae. Gene Ontology annotation, cellular component: nucleus. The record is from RefSeq and is a predicted model, not a curated record. The transcript has 2 exons. Gene Ontology annotation, molecular function: protein tyrosine phosphatase activity. Gene Ontology annotation, biological process: protein dephosphorylation. Bases 503 to 1012 code for a protein of 169 amino acids.